AUGAGAAUUUUUCUGGUUUGGACCCUUUUCCCAGGUGGCUGGGCAGUGACGGGCCCCACGCAGGUGACAGCCGAGCAGGGCAGCUCGCUGGCAGUGUCCUGCAGCUACAAGCCAGGCUACGAACUCUACCCCAAGUACUGGUGCCGCCCGGGCUUCCUCUGGUUUUGCCUCACCUACAUCGCCCAAACCAACGGCUCAGAGGUGACGGUGACACAGGGCAAGGUGUCUAUUGGGGACAACCACACAACACGCUCGUUCACGGUGAUGCUGGGUGGUGUUGCGCCGGGGGACGCAGGCUGGUACUCCUGCGGGGUGCGGAGGAGCCUGUGGUUCAGCCUGUGGCACACCACCGAGGUGAUGGUUUCCACAGGUAAAGCCGGACUGGGAGCAAAGCAAUCUGUUCCAACCGUGACCGAGGGCAGUGACAUGAGCCCAUUGGCCACCAACCUCCUGUGCCCCGUGGGCUGUGAGGCACGGUCCCAGCUUGGUAUCACCCACCUGCUGCUCCUCCUCAGCGUGAAGGUGCCCGUGGCGCUGGCCCUGGCAUGUGGGGUCGCAUGGGGAGCUUUGGGGGAAAGCUGCUUCUCCUCAGCUUUGUUUAAGGAACCGAAAUGCCUGAGGUGCCAGGAGCGGGCAUGA
Molecule: messenger RNA, 639 nt
Organism: Charadrius vociferus (killdeer)
Lineage: Eukaryota; Metazoa; Chordata; Aves; Charadriiformes; Charadriidae
Product: CMRF35-like molecule 7
Exons: 5
Coding region: 1-639 (212 amino acids)
Cellular component (GO): plasma membrane
Molecular function (GO): transmembrane signaling receptor activity
Source: RefSeq, a predicted model, not a curated record